AUGCCUCCGAGAAGACUCGCUUCGGCGCCAUCGGGCACCAAACCGUUGAGCAAAAGGUCUUCUGCGACUAGGGGAGCGCCUACUAAGGGCAAAAAUGGUCGCGGUGCGGUAAAGCAAAAUAUCCACAACAAAAGCGAUGAUGGCGAAAAAGAUGAGGCUCAAGAGCGAGAACAAGAGCAGGAACAGGAACAGAUUGAAGAUAAGGAGAAAGAGCAGGAUGUAAAUGAAGAGCAAGAGCAGGGCGACGAUGAUCAGGACGAGGUGAAGGAAAAGACGAAGAAGCAGACUGAACCUACUCGACGUGCACCAAAGAGGGCUACUGGUCGCGUCACCCGUAUUACUAAACCCGCUGCAGCCGCUGCGGCUCCGGCUCAAAAACGAAUUGCUUCGGCAGCACAGAGUGGUUCUGGAAAGACCAACGCGACUGCAAAGGCUCGUCUUAGACAACUUAACCUUGAUAGCGAGGCUACUCGCCAACGCGACCAAUCUGCCUCCACGUCGAGUGGAUCGCGCGCUUCUAAGCGCAAGAGGGAUGAAGUCGAGGACGAAGAUGAAGACCAAGAUGAGGACGAAGAGCCUGAGGAAGCGCCCAAGCAAAAGAAGCCUCGCGGUAAUCGAGCUGCACCCAAGAAGAUCAGAAAGCUCAAAGCCGAAGAACCCAAGCCAGUACCUAACCUGAUCACCGAAAGCGCCCCUAAGGCCGCCCCCAAGACCGCCCCCAAGAAGGUCGCGCCGCGCCCGCGUACGAGAGGGCCUGGUGCAAGAGGUGUACCUUUUAAUGAGGUGCCUACUAAACAGUUAGACGUUUUUGUCUUUGGCGAAGGAUCAUCGGGCGAACUUGGCCUCGGUAGUAAGAAAUAUGAAGGGAAAAAACCCAUCGACGUAAGGCGACCUCGAAUUAACCACAACCUCAAGGGCGUUGUCGCUAUAGCAUGUGGGGGUAUGCACUGUGUUGCCCUGACCCAUGAUCAGACUAUCCUCACAUGGGGUGUCAACGAUGACAAAGCGCUCGGUCGCGAUACUUUCUGGGAAGGCGGUACUCGCGACGUUGACGACGAGGAUGACUCAGAUGAUGACGAUGACGACACCGGCGUUAACCCUAGAGAAAGCACCCCUGGACAAGUUGAUCUCAGUGUGCUACCUGAAGGCACCAAAAUUGCCCAGGUUGCGGCUAGCGACUCUGCCUCUUUCAUCCUCACAGACGAUGGUUGGGUCUACGGCUGGGGUACUUUUAGAGGUUCUGAUGGUAUCAUCGGAUUCAGCGAACACACGCGAAUCCAAGAAACACCUGCGCUCAUCCCUGGAUUGAAGAACAUCACUAGAUUAGCUUGUGGUUCGAAUCACGUUUUGGCUUUGGACUUGUCCGGCAAAGUGUUCACCUGGGGUAGUGGAGGCCAAUUCCAGCUUGGCAGGAAGCUGAUCUCUCGUCUCGCAGGUCCGGGUGUUGGACUUACUCCGCAGCCAUGUGGCAAAUUCACUAAGAAACAUCGUGCCAUCAACGUGGGCGCUGGUUCGUAUCACAGUUUUUACAUCGACAGUGAUGAUCAGGUAUGGGCUUGGGGCCUGAACAACUACGCACAGACCGGCCUCAGGGAACAUACCGGUGAAGAUGAUGCCAUGGUUCUCCAGCCUCAAGUUGUUACAUCACUUGAAAACCAUAAGAUCAGCCAGGUCGUGGGCGGAGAACACCAUUCGGUUGCUUGUACGAGUGAAGGAGAGCUGCUCACCUGGGGCCGUGUGGAUGGCCACCAAGUCGGACAGCCGACCAGUCUAUUCAACGAGGAAAAUACUGUUUUCGAUGAUAACAAGAAACCCCGAAUUCUCUUGGAGCCUACCGCCGUGAAUGGAAUUAAAGCUACCUUUGUCGCUACUGGUACAGAUACCAGUUUCACUCUAGAUGAGGAAGGCAAGGUUUACUCGUGGGGUUUCUCUGCGAAUUAUCAAACUGGCCAAGGAACUACCGAUGACAUUGAAGUUCCGACCGCGAUCGACAACACCGCCAUUCGUGAUAGACGAAUUGUAUGGGCCGGUGCUGGCGGUCAGUACUCGGUUAUCGCGGCCGAAGCUGAGGACAAUGUACCUAACGGUCAAUGA
Daldinia childiae is the source of this 2094-nucleotide messenger RNA. Its product is annotated as Protein pim1. The record is from RefSeq and is a predicted model, not a curated record. NCBI's taxonomy places the organism in Eukaryota, Fungi, Ascomycota, Sordariomycetes, Xylariales, Hypoxylaceae. The coding region runs from base 1 to 2094 and encodes 697 amino acids. The transcript has 2 exons. Gene Ontology annotation, molecular function: guanyl-nucleotide exchange factor activity. Gene Ontology annotation, cellular component: cytoplasm.